UUUAUCACGAGGACAAAUUAUGGCGAGAUUUUUGUUGAACAUGCGUCUUGUUCUGGUUUUGUUCGGAUUAUUUUUGCUCUCUUCUCCAUCUGCAAGAGCCGAGCCGGAGCUGCAGGACGAGGAGGAGGAGGAGAGUUCCUGUCAGGGCGCUUUUGACCUGUAUUUUGUGCUUGAUAAGUCUGGCAGUGUGAAGAAUCACUGGGAUGAAAUCUACUACUUUGUGGAGAAUCUAGCUGAGAAAUUCAAAAGUCCAAUGCUGAGGAUGUCCUUCAUUACAUUCUCCUCCAGAGCAUCCACCAUCAUGAAACUGACGGAAAACAGAGUGGACAUCAGAAAGGGGCUGAAUGCUCUGAAAAGGGAGAUUCCAGGUGGAGACACGUUCAUGCACCUUGGAUUGCAGAGGGCAAAUGAGCAGAUACACCGUGAAAACUUUGGCACGGCCAGCGUGAUCAUUGCACUGACAGACGGGGAGCUGCAGGAGCAUCAGCUCAUCACUGCACAGCAAGAGGCGGAGAGAGCCAGGUCUCUUGGAGCUAUUGUGUACUGCGUUGGUGUCAAAGACUUCAAUGAGACACAGCUGGCCACCAUUGCCGACACCAUCGAGCAUGUGUUUCCUGUCCUGGGUGGCUUCCACGCCCUCCGGGGGGUCAUUGAUUCGAUCAUCAAGAAAUCCUGCAUUGAAAUUUUGGCAGCUGAGCCCUCCAGUGUGUGUGCAGGAGAGUCCUUCCAAGUGGUGGUGAGAGGAAACGGUUUCCUCCAUGCCAGAAACAUCAACCAGGUGCUCUGCAGCUUCAAAAUCAACGAUACCAUUACAAUCAAUGAAAAGCCGGCUGGAGUAGAAAACACAUUCUUGCUGUGUCCAGCUCCUGUCAUCGAUGAAAUCGGGAAGGUGAUUUAUCUCCAAGUGAGCAUGAAUGACGGUCUGUCCUUCAUCAGCAGCAACGUGCACAUCACCACUACAGAGUGUUUCGAUGGCACCAUUCUCCUCAUCACCCUGCUGGUGUUGUUCCUGCUGCUGGCCCUGCUCUUCAUGUGGUGGUUCUGGCCUCUCUGCUGCACUGUGGUGAUCAAAGAACCACCUCCUCCACCUCCUCCUGAGCCGGAGUCAGAUGAUGAAGAUGGCAUGCCGAAGAAGAAGUGGCCGACUGUGGAUGCUUCAUAUUAUGGAGGAAGAGGAAUUGGAGGAAUCAAGAGGAUGGAGGUGCGCUGGGGAGGAAAGGGUUCGACCGAGGAGGGGGCUAAGCUGGAGAAGCCGAAGAAUGCUGUGGUGAAAAUGCCGGAGCAGGAGUACGAACCCUUCGAGCCCAAACCUAAGAAACCUCAGAGCAAGAAGCCGCCUCAGAGCCGGAAGUGGUACACACCCAUCCGGGGUAAACUGGACGCUAUCUGGGCUCUGUUUCGCCGCGGGUACGACCAGGUCUCUCUGAUGAGACCCCAGCCCGGGGAUCAUGGUCGUUGCAUCAACUUCACAAGAGUGAAGGACGAGUCGGCAGCAGCAGCAGCAGCAGCCAAGGCCGCACCUCGCACCCCGAUGGACACACCCUCGCCGCCGCCACCAGACUACCGCCCCGUCACCCGCACCGCCUCCUCGUCUCCCACCUCCAGCAGCCCUCCUGCCAGAUCACCCCCACCAGGCCAGGUACUCCCAGGUCCGCCACCAUCCCGCACGCCCCCGGGGCUACCCUGUCCACCGCCAUCGCGUCCCCCGCCCAGCCUCCGCCCCUGAAUCACAUAGACAAACCCCUCUCCUACCCCACCCCCAAACGCACCCGCUUUGAUACACAGACUUAACGCUCUGUUGACCAGUUCUUUCAGUUUGAAGGCUGUGGUCCUCGCUGCC
Molecule: messenger RNA, 1840 nt
Organism: Seriola dumerili (greater amberjack)
Lineage: Eukaryota; Metazoa; Chordata; Actinopteri; Carangiformes; Carangidae
Gene: antxr1c
Product: anthrax toxin receptor 1-like
Exons: 18
Coding region: 20-1726 (568 amino acids)
Cellular component (GO): membrane
Molecular function (GO): signaling receptor activity
Source: RefSeq, a predicted model, not a curated record